CGGCGGUAAAAGAAAUUCAUCGGGUCGGGUUAUAGUAUUAUAAAGGGUUUUUUAUAAAAUAAAACGAUGGACGAAGAAGUGGAAAGUAUUUUAUUAGAAGAUAAUUAUUAUCAGUUAUUAAAUGUGUCCAAAACGGCAACAACAGAAGAAAUUAACAGUGCAUAUCGUCGGUUUUCACGUAUGUUCCAUCCAGACAAACACAGUACUGAUCCAAAUAAGCAGAAAUGGGCUGAACAAAUUUUCGGGAAGAUUAAAGAAGCUUACGAAGUGCUAUCGGACUCACAUAAGAGAGCAAUCUAUGAUACUUUAGGCAAAAGGGGUUUGGAGGUGGAUGGUUGGGAGAUAAUUUUUCGGACUCGCACACCAAGGGAGAUAAGAGAAGAAUAUGAGAGGCUCAAACGGGAACGGGAGGAGAGGAGGUUGCAGCAAAGUGCCAACCCCCGAGGCACUAUCACUUUAUCAAUCAAUGCAACUGAUCUCUUCAUGAAAUACUAUGACGAAUAUGAACUACUGGAAGAUACGACAAUAAUCCCAAGCAUUGAGGUCUCCGGGAUGAGCAUACAACAGUCCAUCGAUGUGCCCGUCACACUGAGAAACACUAGUACUCUCUCCGGAAACAUCUCUACACAAAAUGGCAUAGGCACAGGAGCAGUAACAGUAUCCAACAGGCAUCUAAGUUCAGAGCGAGGAUGGACGGAGGUGGAGUGUGGUAUUGGCAACGGACCCAUUGUGGGCUUCAAGAUGUUCCGGACAAUAUCCCGGCUGAUGUUCCUUAACUUUGGUACAGGCUUGCAGUUCACUUCACGGGGAAUUGUACCUAAUUUUGUGUCAACAAUGGCGAUGCAACUCGACGCCCACUCGGUGGGCUACCUGACCUACCGCGCGGGGGGUCAGGGUGGGUCUUCCAUGACGUCUACCUAUGCCAGAGACUCCGAGAAGUAUCACCUCAACUCAGCAGUCCAGAUCGGAUCGCCGCACUCCUUCAUAUCACUCAACAUCAUGAGGAAACUACCCAACCACGAUAUGAAGCUGAGGUUGGCUUUUAAGGUUGGCACAUUUGGAGCUAUAGCAGAGUACGGUGCUGAGAAGAAAGUGUCACAGAGUAGCAGUGUGUCAGCCGCAGUCAUGUUGGGUGUGCCCAGUGGAGUUAUGCUCAAACUGAAAUGGUCCUGUUCCACCCAAAGUAUAGUUGUACCGAUACACUUAUGUGAGGAAGUGAUACCAUCUGCCGUGUUCUAUGCGACAACAGUACCACUUGUAUCGUGGUUGUUAUUGAAGAAGUUGCUACUAGACCCCAUAGCAAGAGAGCGCACGGAAAGAGAGAAACGACGGUCUAUGGAGGCUAACUUUGAGAGACUACAAGAGAUGCAGCGUCAAGCGCGAGCCACCAUCGAGCUGAUGAAGGAGACGUACUCCCGCAUCCGGAAUGACGAGGAGAAGAAGAAGGGGCUGGUCAUCAUCAGAGCGCUGUAUGGGAGACUACCUGCAGGAGCAUCAGCUCACGAUGUGGACACGGAGGCGGACGAGGACGCGUCACCGACCGGUCCAGUUGAGGUCAUCGACGUGACGAUACCGGUACAGUGUCUCACGAGGGACAGCCGGCUAGAGCUGCUCGAGGCUAGCAAGUCCGAGCUGUCAGGUUUCUACGAUCCCUGCGUUGGCGAGGACAAACAUUUGACUGUGAAGUACAGUUACCAUGGCAACCUGCAUGUGUGCACGGUACCAGACAACCAGCCGCUAGUGCUGCCUAGAAACAAUCAUCGAAUAAAAAACAGAUCCUGAAAGUUAAGAACUUGGCGCAUGCACAAAACUCCAAGGAAAGCUAGCGGUGACAGAAGUGCUAAGCGCGUUUAGACUAUUAAAUAUGCAUAUUAUACAUAUGCAAUAUAAACACGCAUAUGCGUGUUAAGUGAAAUGCAUGUUGCAGAAAUGUGCAGUGCAUGCUUUGCAGUAAUACGUUCAUAUGCAUUUUUCAGUCGUACAUGCGUAAGUUACUUGUUAAUUUCUUACACGCGAGUAAACACGCAUGCAUAUUGAUGAAGAAUGAAAAUGUCAUUUAGUUUUAGAUGUGUGUAUGCAUAUGCUAAGUUAAACCUGUAAAUACACAUCAUUCGUACUGUCAGAGAAGUUUGUUGAUAGCAUAUACCUUCUUUAAUUCGUUAGACUAUGCUAAAAAGAUUAUGACUUGAAAUAACUUAACGGCCGCAUUUAGAGACAUUUAAAGAUGAAAAACUUCAAUUUAAUGAAGAAUUUGACAGAUAAUGUAU
Molecule: messenger RNA, 2267 nt
Organism: Aricia agestis (brown argus)
Lineage: Eukaryota; Metazoa; Arthropoda; Insecta; Lepidoptera; Lycaenidae
Gene: DnaJ-17
Product: dnaJ homolog subfamily C member 11
Exons: 13
Coding region: 67-1782 (571 amino acids)
Biological process (GO): cristae formation
Source: RefSeq, a predicted model, not a curated record